Messenger RNA from Cydia fagiglandana, 3060 nucleotides. RefSeq names its product sorbitol dehydrogenase-like. The record is from RefSeq and is a predicted model, not a curated record. Bases 71 to 1147 code for a protein of 358 amino acids. The transcript has 8 exons. Lineage: Eukaryota; Metazoa; Arthropoda; Insecta; Lepidoptera; Tortricidae. Gene Ontology annotation, biological process: D-sorbitol catabolic process. Gene Ontology annotation, molecular function: L-iditol 2-dehydrogenase (NAD+) activity; zinc ion binding.
GACAAUAUAGACACACCUCCUCGGAUCUCCAGUUGUGUAGUGACCGUCGCAGAAACCACACGCCAUCGCCAUGUCCGGAGAUAACCUCACUGCCGUCUUACACCAGACGAAAGACCUAAGAUUGGAACAAACUCCAAUCCCUGAGAUAAACGAUGAUGAGGUACUUCUGCGCAUGGACUGCGUGGGUAUCUGCGGGUCCGACGUGCACUACUGGCAGAGCGGCCAUUGCGGUCACUUCGUGCUCAAGGAGCCCAUGAUUAUGGGACAUGAGGCUUCUGGCGUCGUUGCCAAGGUUGGUGCUAAAGUGAAGAACCUGGUCCCAGGCGACCGCGUGGCCAUCGAGCCGGGCGUCCCGUGCCGCUACUGCGAGUUCUGCAAGACGGGCCGCUACCACCUCUGCCCCGACAUCAUCUUCUGCGCCACGCCGCCCUGCCACGGCAACCUCGCGCGCUACUACAAACAUGCUGCUGACUUCUGCUACAAAUUACCUGACCACGUAACAAUGGAAGAGGGCGCUUUACUAGAGCCCCUGUCAGUGGGUAUCCACGCGUGCCGCCGCGCCGGCGUCACUGGAGGCUCCACCGUGCUGGUUCUAGGCGCGGGACCUAUAGGCCUGGUCGUCAUGUUAGCUGCUAAGGCUUUCGGUGCCAGCAAAGUUCUCAUUACAGACAUCCUUCAAUCCCGCCUGGACUUCGCCAAGAAGAUGGGCGCGGACGCGACCAUGCUGGUCACCCGCGACGACAAUGAAGCCGACUUAGUGGCCCGCACCCAUCAGCUGUUGGGCGAGCACCCAGACUUCAGCAUUGAUGCGAGCGGCGCGCAGUCCACCGUGCGGCUUGCCAUGCUGGCGACCAAGUCAGGCGGUACCGCGGUGCUGGUUGGAAUGGGCAACCCGGAGCUCACCGUGCCCCUGGCGGGCGCCAUGAGCCGCGAGGUUGACAUUCGAGGCAUCUUCCGCUACGUUAACGAGUACCCCAUCGCGCUAGCAAUGGUGGCGAGCGGCAAGAUCAACGUGAAGCCGCUGGUGACGCACCACUUCUCACUAGAGGAGACCCUGGAGGCCUACGAGACCUCGCGCCAGGGCGCCGGCGUCAAGGUCAUGAUACACGUGCAGCCGAGGGACACCAACAACCCCCAGAAAUUCUAAACUUGGUUUUAAAAGGUGGCCAAUGGCAGGGUGUCUAAAUAAUUUUAUUCCUAGUGGCCAAGAGCUAUUGAUUGUAAACAGAGAUGUGAAAAAUACUUUAUAAAAAGUAUUUAAAUACAAAAUACAAAUACUUCCUUGAUAAUACUAUUUCAAAUGCAAAAUACAAAAUAGUUUUUGAAUUUGUAUUUAAAUACAAAAUACGAAAUAGGUAUUUUCAAAAUACCUUUUAAAAAUACAAAUACUUUGCGAUAAAAGGUACUCUGAGUAGUGAAUACCUAGUCUGAAUUAAAGAGUAUUACUCGGAAUUUCCGAGUUGAAAAGACUCUUUAUUCUUUGAAAUCAAUCCUCUAUCUAAAGUGCAAAUUUCUAGUUGUUUGCUCAUAUUAACCGGUAGGAUGUAGGUAUGGAUGAUGGUUACGGCCAAAUUUUAAAGCAUUAAUUUGUAAUGUUUUACAGCUAGUUUUUUUUAGCAUUAGUAUAAUGCCUCUCGUUAGUGUGAUGAAAACGUCUCGUUUGUGUUUCACCAGGGCAGAAAAGUUUGUUCUCCUCUCGUGCCUUGAAACCCUCGCAACACUCAAGAUUCCACUUUUUUAACCACUCGCUACGCUUGUGGUCAUGUGCGACGUUACUAAACAGAUUCAACAGUUCCAUGUUAAAAGAAUGAGAGAGUUGCCAGGAUUGUAACAUCAGAAGAGAUUGUAACUCCUACCUACUAUUAAGUAUUUUGAAAAUAGAAAAUGGGACCUAUUUUCUAUUUCUAUUUCAAAUAAAAUACAAAAUAGUUUUCUUCAAAAGGUAUUUAAAUACAAAAUACAAAAUAGGUAUUUUGCAUUUAAAUACAAGUAUUUCAAAUAAGUCACAUCUCUGAUUGUAAAAUAGGCAUUGACGUAUUUCUCAGGACGGGCCUUACUGGUACUAGUUCAGUGGUGUCACUCACGAACUCGAGCCAAUCGUGCAGUCUAACGCAAAUAGUCGCGACCAAUCGCGCACGUGAUGCGAACUCAUCAACCAAUCAGGUUGUAGCUGUGUCACACCGCUAUACUGGGCCCAUUCAUGCCCCAUUCUUAUUGCCCGUAAGGCCAGUACUAAGAUAUGUCAAUGAGUCUAGGUAUGUACAAAAGUUAAAUUGUAAAACAGAAGUCUAUUGUACCAAACUUAGGUUCGACAACAAAGACAGCUGAACUAGUCCAUCUGGCAUCUAUUCUUUUCUUAUAAUAUAACCAAAGUUACCGUAUAAUAUGCGGGGCCCUACAGUGACAUCUAAAUCAGCUGACAAAUUAAACUACUGUUAAUAACUCCUUGCCACUGGUUCUUCCGAUACUUACCGACCAUUUCUGUCCUCUAAAAUACUAUUAUAUUUGAAUACGAAUGUUCUAUUCUAUUCAGAAGGCGCAUUUAGGUUUUAAAAAUAUGAAAUUUCGUGAGAGUCAUGAAUUUGGUAAAUUAAUUUGCCUAUGUUUUGACACGUUUACAGGGUUAUUUUUUAAAUCUUGCAUUGUUGUAAAUGCAUAAUUAUUUAUUAAAGCUACCGACAAAUAACAAAAUUUAAUUGUGCUAAUCCUACAAAUUACAGAUAUAUUAACCUCUUAAAACAUACUAUUAGGGGCUAUUCAUAAAUUACGUCAUUUCAAAUUAGGGUCUGGACAUCGGAUGAUGGUAGCAUAACGUAGGAGGAAACGGGGUCAUUCGAAGCAUGAUUUUUGGAUGAUUUUAUUGGGGUUCAAAAAUCGAUGACGUCAUUUAUGGACAGCCCCUUACCUACUGAAGUGGUGCUCUAAGCAGUCUAACCCAUUAAUAAAAUUGUAAAUGUUAGAACUAAGAAUGUUGUACUUAUGUAUUUUAUAGGCGCUGUUGGCGAAAUAAUAUUGUAGAUUGAUAACUUGAAACACUAUGAAAUAAAUUAUUUUAUUACA